AUGGCCGAUCUCGGCGCAUGGGUCCCCGGUUUUGGGGCCACAUUCUGGUUCGAGACGCCUGUGCAUGUAUAUGAUGCGGUGGCGCAUCCCGUAGGCAUGGGCCUGCGCGCGAGCUCGCUCCUCUGCGACAGCGCCGAGGGCUGGGGGCCCAUGUCGCCCACGCGCGAUUUUGACCUUACGCCGUGCUUCCAGGCGCUGGUACUGUGGUUCCUGCCCGCCCUGGCUUUCUGCGCGGCCGCGCUUGGAGCGCUGCCCGGCUGGCUUCGGUGCGAGCGGAAACCGCGCUCCGAGGGCUCCAUGCAUCUUCUCUACGAAAAAGACGGCAUGGCGGGCGCCAUUGCCGCGCUCGGCUUUGUCGAGUUUGUCGUGCUCAUCGGCCUCCGCGGCCAUGUGGACGGCAGCGCGGCCGCGCUCACCGGCGGCGUGCAGGUCCUCGCGAGCGGUGCCAUGUGUGCGGCCUAUGUGGCGGCCUUUUUCCUGCAGCGCACGAUGCACAUGCGCGCGCGCCACGGCUCUGACGCCGCGAUCCUGCUGUGGUCGCUCCAUAUGCUCACGGGGCCGAUCCGCCUGCGCACUAUUCUUCAGCUGGCGGCGCCUGGCUCGGCGAUCCAGCUGCUCACUGUCAUCCCGCUGUGUAUGCGCUUGCUCUUUGUGCUCUUUGCCCUGUUCCUCGAGUGCUGCAACGUCGAGGUCGAGGACGGGAUUGCGCUCCCCGAGGACGACGACGAGCUCCUCGUCGACGAGGGCGCCGUGGAUACCACCCUUGAGGAGCCCGACGCGCAGCCGCGCGAGUCGCCCAUCGAGACGGCGAACCUAUUUAGCCGCCUUGUCUUCCACUGGAUGCAGCCGCUCAUGUCGCUCGGCGCGAAGCGGUACCUCACCGAGGACGACAUGUGGGCGCUGCCGCAUGGCGAGGACGCGGAGCGGCUCAGCGACGCGUUCCAGGCGCGCUGGGUCGCGAACGCCCAAGCCUCGCUCGAGCAGGGCGAGCCGCUGUGCGAUUCGGGGCGCCGCCGCUUCUGGCGCACACUCCUGGGCUCAUUCGGGCGCCCGUUUCUCAUCGCGGCCAUCUUCAAGGUCGCGCAGGAUGUGCUGGCGUUUGUGCAGCCGCAGCUGCUGCGUGCGCUGCUUGCCUUCGUCGGCCGCUGGGAGGCGGCGGACGGGCUGGAGGCGCGCGGCACGCCGCUGCGCGGCUUUGCGCUCGUCGGCCUGCUCUUCGUCACGGCCAUGCUCCAGACGAUGAGCCUGCACCAGUACUUCCAGCUCGUGAGCGUGGCCGGCAUGCGCGCGCGCGCCGGCAUUGUCAGUGCGAUUUUCCGCAAGAGUCUGCGCCUGUCGAACCAGGCGCGCAGCGAGCGCCGCACCGGCGACGUGGUCAACUUGAUGAGCGUCGACGCGAACCGCCUGCCCGACUUUGUCAUGUACGCGCACAUCCUGUGGUCGGCCGUGUUCCAGAUUACGAUCGCCUUCGUGUCGCUGUACAACCUGCUCGGCUGGUCAGCGUUCGUCGGUGUGGCGAUCAUGGUCGUCAGCGUGCCGCUGAACACGGCGCUCGCGCACUACUUGCGCAAGCUGUCCGCGCAGCAGAUGAAGGUGCGCGACAGACGCACGGGUCUGAUGAACGAGAUCGUGCUUAACAUCAAGUCGAUCAAGCUCUUUGCCUGGGAGGAGGCCUUCACACGCCGCCUGCUCAGAGUGCGCAACGACGAGGAGCUGCCGCUCCUGCGCAACAUCGGCGUGGCGAGCGCCGGCUUCAACUUUUUCUGGCAGGCGAUUCCGUUCUUUGUGUCGCUCGGCACCUUUAUUACCUUCUCGGCGACCAGCACGCAGCCCCUCACGGCGGACAUUGUGUUCCCAGCGCUCUCGCUGUACCAGCUGCUCAACUUCCCGCUGUCGAUGCUGGCGGGCAUUGUGUCCAUGUUCCUGCAGACGCAGGUGUCAGCCGAGCGCCUCGCCUCGUUCUUCGAUGCCGAGGAGCUCGACGGCCGCGCGCGCCGCGUCAAGGCGGGCGUGCCGCCGCCGAACGGCGAGGCGAUCCGCUUCCGCCAAGCCACGCUCACGUGGUCCGUCGACGAGACAGAGACGCCGACACUGCGCGACCUCGACCUGACGAUCCGGCGCGGCGAGCUCGUGGCGCUGCUAGGCCGCGUCGGCGAUGGCAAAUCGUCGCUUCUCUCGGCGGUGCUGGGUGACAUGGUGCGCCUGGGUGGCCGAGUGACGGUGCAAGGCGAGGUGGCAUACUUCUCGCAGGGCGGCUGGUGCAUGGGCGCGACGGUGCGCGACAAUAUCCUGUUUGGCCGUGCGUACGACGAGGCGCACUACCAGCGGUGUCUCGAGGCGUGUGCGCUCGGUCCUGACCUCGCGAUUCUCGAGCACGGCGACCUGACCGAGAUUGGCGAGCGCGGCGUGAGCCUGAGUGGCGGCCAGCGCGCGCGUGUGGCGCUCGCGCGCGCGUGCUAUGCCGGCGCGGACAUAUACUUGCUGGACGACCCGCUCGCCGCCGUCGACGCGCAUGUCGGCGCGCACCUGUGGGAGCAUGUGCUGGGCCCCCGCGGCAUGCUGCGCGACAAGACGCGUGUGCUCACGCUGAACGCGGUGUCGUACCUGCCGCAGUGCGACAAGAUUGUGACGCUGCGCCAGGGCACGCUCCUGCCGGAGCAGGGCACCUUUGAAGAGGUCAUGGCGAUGAAGGGCGAUGUGUACCGCGUCAUUACGAGUCUGCGCAGCGACGACGAUGAGGCACAUGAGCACGAGCAGCAGGAGGCACAGGCUGCGCAUGAGAAGGCGGUGCCUGGCGAUGUGCCGCGUCCCCGCGCCCUCGCCAAGACGGAGCUGAAGCGCGAGACACUGCGGCACCUGCGCGAGUCGCAGGCGCCCAAGGAGCUGCAGGAGACGGGCUCGGUGCAGUGGCACGUGUAUGAGCGCUACAUCCGCAGCGCCUCGGCGGUCGGCGUCGUGCUGUUCUUUGUCGCGCACAUCAUUACCCAGGCGUUUACCGUGGCGCGCGACGUGGUGCUCAAGCAAUGGAGCGCGGCCAAUGCGCAGCCUGGCGCCUCCGAGGACCCGCACGUCGCGCGGCACUACCUGGGGCUGUACGCGACGAUGGGUCUGCUCACGUCCGUCGGCGUGUGUGUGGCGCCGAUGAUCCUCUAUGUGUGGCUCGUACUGAGCAGUGCGCGACGCUUCCACGACGGGCUGUUUCUCUCGCUGCUGCGGUACCCGCUGCAGUGGUUCGAGACCACGCCGACCGGGCGCCUGCUGAACCUGUUUAGCCGCGACAUCAGUGUCAUCGACGAGGUGCUGCCGCGCGUGAUCCAGGGCAUGACGCGCUCGUCCGUCGUGGUGCUCGGUGUGGUGUGUGUGGUGACGUACUCGGUCCCCGCGUUCCUGCUGGCCGUCGUGCCGCUGGCGAUGGCGUACCGUGCGGUGAUGCGCUACUAUCUCGCGUCGAGCCGCGAGCUGAAGCGCAUGGACGCCGUGACAAAGUCGCCCGUCUUCACGUGGUUCCAGGAGGCGCUUGGCGGUCUCUCGACGAUCCGUGCAUUUGGCCAGGCGCACGCCUUCGCCGACGCCUUCGAGGCGCGCGUCGACCGCAACCAGAUGUGCUACUUCCCUGCUGUCACGUGCAACCGGUGGCUCGCGGUGCGCAUCGAGUGCCUCGGCAGUGUGGUCAUCCUGCUGGCGAGCACGCUGGCUGUGGUCAUGGUGGUGUCGGGCGGACGCAUGAGCGCAGGCCUGCUGGGUCUGAUGCUGUCGCAGGCGCUCAGCACGACACAGACGCUCAACUGGGCCGUGCGCUCCGCGUCCGAGGUCGAGCAGAACAUUGUGAGUGUGGAGCGUGUGCUCUCGUACGCGAGCCUGCCGCAGGAGCGCGCCUAUACAAUCGAGGCGACGGCGCCGGCGGCCGACUGGCCCUCGCGCGGCGAGGUCGAGUUCCGCCAUUACUCGACGCGCUACCGUGAGGGCCUGGAUCUCGUGCUGCGCAACGUCUCGUUCGCGACGCGCGCCGGCGAGCGCAUCGGUGUGUGUGGCCGCACGGGCGCGGGCAAGUCGUCGCUCACGCUUGCGCUCUUCCGCAUCCUCGAGGCCGAGUCCGGCAGCAUCUGGAUCGACGGCGUGGACAUUUCGACCCUCGGCCUGCACGAGCUGCGCCAGGCGAUGGCGAUCAUUCCGCAGGACCCGCAGCUGUGGCACGGCACGCUGCGACAGAACCUCGAUCCGCUCGUGCACUACAGCGAUACGGAGCUGUACCGCGCGCUGGAGCAGGCGCGCCUUGCCCACCUCGUCGACGACCACGAGCUUGGCCUCGAGCGCCCGGUCGCCGAGGGCGGCACGAACUUUUCCGCGGGCCAGCGCCAGCUGAUCUGCAUCGCGCGUGCGCUCGUGCGCCAGUCUCGCAUCCUCGUCCUCGACGAGGCAACCAGCAGCAUCGACCUCGAGACCGACGCGCUGAUCCAGCAGAUUGUGCGGCAGGAGUUUUCGGGCACGUCGAUUACGAUCGCGCACCGCCUCGCCACGAUCAUGGACUCGGACCGUGUGCUAGUCCUCUCGCAGGGCGAGGUCGCAGAGUUUGACACGCCGGCGAACCUCCUUGGCCGCACGUCGUCGCUGUUCUAUGCACUCGCCAAGGAGUCGGGGCUCGUCGACCGUCGCCGCUCAUAA
Malassezia sympodialis ATCC 42132 is the source of this 4662-nucleotide messenger RNA. RefSeq lists its product as uncharacterized. Gene Ontology annotation, cellular component: membrane. Lineage: Eukaryota; Fungi; Basidiomycota; Malasseziomycetes; Malasseziales; Malasseziaceae. The record is from RefSeq and is a predicted model, not a curated record. Gene Ontology annotation, molecular function: ATP binding; ABC-type transporter activity; ATP hydrolysis activity. Gene Ontology annotation, biological process: transmembrane transport.